Messenger RNA from Esox lucius (northern pike), 1170 nucleotides. RefSeq names its product CD209 antigen-like protein B. The record is from RefSeq and is a predicted model, not a curated record. NCBI's taxonomy places the organism in Eukaryota, Metazoa, Chordata, Actinopteri, Esociformes, Esocidae. The transcript is spliced from 3 exons. The coding region runs from base 1 to 1017 and encodes 338 amino acids.
AUGGGAGAGCCGGAGGAGAAGCAGAAGACGGGGGAGGAGCAGAAGACGGGGGAGCCGGCGGAGGAGGGGGAGCCGACGGAGGAGGGGGAGCCGGGGGAGGAGCAGGAGCCGGCACCAUCUGGACCUGUGGAGGCAGACUAUGUCAAUGGGAAAUCUUUCCGUUACCUAAACAUAGAGUACUCUGGAAAUAAGAGUACCCCAAAGAGAAAACCACUGGCUACAUACAUUGGUUCUGAGAGCACAAAGUGGAAAACCACCAAAGCUGGUGUCGUGUGUCUGGGACUGUUGACCUUCCUCCUACUGGCUGGAAUCAUAGGCCUGUUAGUAUGCUACAUCAGAGUGACCCACAGUUUGAAGGAGAAAAUCUUUUAUGAAACCAACUCCACGGCUGAACGAGACCAGUUCCAGGACAGAUACAGUGCCAUGACUGAGGAGAGGGACCAGCUCCAGGCUGAACGAGACCAGGUCCAGGCCAGAUACAGUGCCAUGACUGAGGAGAGGGACCAGCUCCAGGCUGAACGAGACCAGGUCCAGGCCAGAUACAGUGCCAUGACUGAGGAGAGGGACCAGCUCCAGGCUGAGAGAGAAAAUCUCAGGGCAAAUCUCUCCUUCAUUUCUCAACAAAUACAACAGGGUUGGGUGUAUUUCAGCUCCAGUUUGUACUUCAUCUCCACUGCAAAGAAAACCUGGGAAGACAGCAGACAGGACUGUGUGGGGAGAACCGCAGACCUGCUGGUCAUAAACAGCUUGGAGGAACAGGUCUUCAUCCACGGUUUGAACCAGGAGGGAUUCUGGAUCGGUCUGACUGAUCAAGUUGAAGAGGGAAAGUGGAUGUGGGUGGACGGUACAGAACUGACCACUGGGUUCUGGGACAGUGGACAGCCUAACAGUCACGGAGGCACUGAUGAGGACUGCAUUGCGAAAUGGUUGGAAGAAUCUGCCCCAGAGAAGAGUUGGCACGAUGUAUCUUGCAACAAACAGGUUUUUUGGGUAUGUGAGAAAAUGGUCUACCUGUAACUGAACUGUAAAUAAAAUCAGUAAACGCCGAAAAUUAAAGCUUAUAAUGGCUCUGAAUCAGUAAAAUAUCAGCAGUAAUUCCUUUAUAUGGGAUUUCAAUAUAAUGUUGGAGACAUAUAUUUUUAUUAAGAUCCACCUGUAGACAAUAUUGCU